AUGUUUACUGGUUACGGAAAAUUCGUUGGCCAAGUAUCAUUGGAGGUCGGCCCUUCUGUUCCACCUUUAAUACAGUCUCCUCGUCGUGUUCCGAUCGCCAUGGGAAACAAGAUGAAGAAAGAGCUAGAGUCAUUGGAGAAAGAGGAAAUGAUCGUGAAGGAAUCCAGACAUACCGAAUGGGUGAGCAAUAUAGUGAUAGUGCAACGAGGUGACCCGGAAUCCGCUAGCAUCAGAAUUUGCCUUGAUCCUAUUCCGCUCAAUAAGGCGCUAAAGAGACCGAAUCUUCAGUUUGCUACACUGGACGUAAUUCUCCCCGAGCUGAAAAAGGCUAAGACUUUUUCCACGGUUGACGCAAAGAAAGGGUUCUGGCACGUAGAGCUCGAUGAACCCAGCAGUAAACUUCUCAGCAAACAUUAA
Molecule: messenger RNA, 417 nt
Organism: Toxorhynchites rutilus septentrionalis
Lineage: Eukaryota; Metazoa; Arthropoda; Insecta; Diptera; Culicidae
Exons: 1
Coding region: 1-417 (138 amino acids)
Source: RefSeq, a predicted model, not a curated record